AUUGAAAUGCGAAUCAAAAGGAAAAAUAAUUAAUUUUUUUUAUUGUUUUCGUUAAAGUAGAGAAGGAACAAUGGUUACAGAGGAAGUAUUAAAAGAGCAAUUUCAGAUUUUGGGUUGCAAAAUAGAAAGUGACGAAGCUUUAAAAAAGUGCAUUGAAUUGUGUUAUGAAUUCGGAAAAGAUGAAGAACAAAUUGUGGAAAUGUGGGCAGCAUUCAGCAUUUCAAAGUUUAAUAAUAUUGAUCUUACACUUGAUGGUAUUCAGCAAUUGGAAAGAGCCGAACGCAUUAAACCCAAAGAAAAGUCUCCUUUGAAGGAGGUCGUCUGCGAUUCUCCAUUGUCAGCUGAUGUAAAUGAUGACGAAAUUCUACAGCUUUAUGGUUACAAGACACCAAGUACACCAACAAAUUCUAAGAGGCAAAGGAGUCCGCAUUUUGGAAAUUCUGGACCGGACAAUAAGGUUUUCGCUAUAGAAACUUUUUCCCCAAGUACACCGAGUCGUUACAGUUCAAGAACUGGACCUGGGAAAGUUACGGUUACUUUUGGAGAAAAGCGUGCAGUAUGGAAGAGUCAGAAGCAAUUUAAAGUGAACAUAAAAAUGGCUGAUUUUCAAGCGCAUAUACCAAGCGAUGCUAUGUACAUGUUCGACGUUGUCUCCGAUGGAACCGUUCAACGAGCAGUUACUUACAUGAAACUGGGAAAGGAAAUAUGCAAAAGGUGGGAAAAAAUAAAGGAAAAUAAACUGCUGUGUACGCCGGACGUGAGAACUAUUAGCCAAACAAAUUUUGUAACCUGGGGACGAAUUCGUUGCGACAUGCAUGGAAAGUUAAACAAAGUAUCAACAGAAUUGGAAGGGAUUUGCUUUUAUCAUGAUCAAAUUGGUGAAAAGAGAAUCAAGUCAAGUAUUGUGCCGAUAAAUUUAACUCAAGUUUCGGAAUAUUCUAUUUUCCCCGGUCAAAUAAUAGCAAUGGAAGGCGUGAACAUGUCAGGGAAUGUACUCGAAGUAAAAAAUGUUUUCUCCGCUGGAUACGCUGAACCUGCAGAUACUCCUAAUCUAACAAACGAUAUCAUAAUAACGGUUGCGGCUGGACCGUUUACUUCAAUUGACAAUUUGAACUACGAACCUUUGAUGAAUCUUCUGGAGCGAAUAAAGGAAGAAGAGCCACAUGUUCUUAUUUUAAUUGGGCCAUUCGUUGAGUAUACACAUCCGCUGAUUGAAAAUGUACAUGAUUUUGGAACACAUCAGGAUUUAUUCGAAAAAAUGAUCAGUACCGUAAUGGAGAGUCUAAACGAGAAAUGCACUCAAGUAGUAAUCGUUCCUUCGUCUCGAGAUGCUCAUCACGAACCAAUUUAUCCGACUCCGAAUUAUUACUUACCAAGAUCGAUUUCAAAUUUACACUCCAUGCCAGAUCCUUGUGUUUUAGACAUCGAUGGAUUAACGAUUGGAAUUACUGCUGUUGAUAUUUUCAAACAUCUUGGCAAUGAAGAAUUGAGUUCGAAUUCUAUUAAACUCAGUAAAUUGCACCGUGUAGCCAAUCACAUUUUGUCGCAAGCUUGUUUCUAUCCACUGUAUCCGCCAGCUGAAGAGGUGAACGUAGACACUAAUCUUUGGAAGAAUUACGCCUUCAUGAAGAAACAACCUCAUAUUUUAAUUCUGCCAUCUGAUAUGGGAAAUUUUUGUAAAUCUAUAAAUGGAUGCGUAGUUAUAAAUCCACAACGAUUGUGCAAGCAUUCCUUUGCUAGGAUGCAUAUUAAUUCUUCAAAAGAACAAAAAUGGGACCAAAGUCACAUUACUUGUGAAAUUUUAAAAGUAUAAAAUCAUUCGAAAAUUUAAUUAUUUGGAAUAAAAACAUUACUAAUAUCAAUUAAUUCAAGCAAGAACUGUAUUAUGUAAAAUAUUAUUUUUCUUGUUAUUUUUAUAUUUGUACAUUUUAAAAGUUAAGGAACUUAAAUAUAUAUAUAUAUAUUUUUUAAUUUAAAAUUAAUAUUUUCUUUAUGUUAAGACCGUUUUAUUGUAAUAAAUAUAAACACCUAAUACGAUGUUUUACUGAAUUAAUGUUUCAUAAAGAACACUUUGAUGAAAAAUAGAAAUAGAUGCAUAAUUUGAUGGGCAGUUUUACAGUUUUAAAGUUACAGAAAAGAGAAAUGUCAAACUUUUUAAAAUGACAAUUUAAAUAAAAGAAAUUUAUUAUUACAUUGUAUUUUGACAUGUAAAAUAUUUUUUCAAAGGUAGGUAUGUUUUAGAAUCUAUUGAUUCGGGUAAAAGUUAUUGCCAUUUGAAAAAUAUAUGCUACAAAAAAAUUGAGCCCCUGAUAACAUGGGAACCACGCAUUACACAGACCUAAAAUCCUAUCAUAAAUAUUUGUUUUUAUGUGUACUUUAACAUAUUUCUUUGACAAAAAAACAAAAUUUGUUUGGGAUGCUUCUUUUCAUUAAAUUAAAUAAAAAGUUAUACGAAACAUAAA
This is a messenger RNA of Leptopilina boulardi, 2462 nucleotides long. RefSeq names its product DNA polymerase alpha subunit B (gene DNApol-alpha73). Lineage: Eukaryota; Metazoa; Arthropoda; Insecta; Hymenoptera; Figitidae. Gene Ontology annotation, biological process: DNA replication initiation; DNA replication. Gene Ontology annotation, cellular component: alpha DNA polymerase:primase complex. The record is from RefSeq and is a predicted model, not a curated record. Gene Ontology annotation, molecular function: DNA binding. The transcript has 7 exons. Bases 71 to 1813 code for a protein of 580 amino acids.